Messenger RNA from Hemicordylus capensis (graceful crag lizard), 6409 nucleotides. RefSeq names its product ABC-type organic anion transporter ABCA8-like. Gene Ontology annotation, cellular component: intracellular membrane-bounded organelle; membrane. Gene Ontology annotation, molecular function: ATP hydrolysis activity; ATP binding; ABC-type transporter activity. The record is from RefSeq and is a predicted model, not a curated record. NCBI's taxonomy places the organism in Eukaryota, Metazoa, Chordata, Lepidosauria, Squamata, Cordylidae. Bases 466 to 5364 code for a protein of 1632 amino acids. The transcript has 39 exons. Gene Ontology annotation, biological process: transmembrane transport; lipid transport.
GUGCACUCUGCACUCCUGUGUUAAGAGAAGAGUUUAUCUGACAUUUGUCUGCUUGCUUUGCUGACAGAUUUAUCACCCCAACUAGAAGAAGAUGCAUCCUCCUUUCCAAUUUGGUGUAGAAAAUUUCAUUUAUAUGAGAAGCUGCUUUUGUCUGCCAAACUCUGGAGCAUGGAAUCGCCUCUGAUCCAGCAUGCAUCAAGACUGAUCAAACACUGGACACAAAGAUAGUCCUGGGGGAAGACUGGGGAGGGGAGCAGUGAAAAACCCGAAAUGUUUGGGAAAGGGCGUGCCUUCUUUUGGCUGCGUGAACAGAACGAUGCAAUAAAGGAGCAAUGAAGCAGAAAGAGAUGCAGCAGACCUUGGAAAACAUGUCCUAGGAAGAGAAAGGACAUUGCCCUGAUGAUGCAAUUAUUUUUUCAUUCACUGCUACAUUUCUAGCUCAAAUUGAUUAUCUAAGCUCCUGAAAUGGAGAAACGACACCAGAAAAACAGAAGUGUAUAUCAACAGAUUAUUGCACUCUUCUGGAAAAAUGUGAUUCUGAAAUGGAGGAUGAAAACACAAAGUUUUCAGGAAUGGUUCUCAUCGCUAUUUUUUCUCUUUGUGAUACUAAUUCUGCAACUUCUGUCAUCAUUUCACAUUUCUGGGGAGAUACCUGAGGCAUCCCUUGGACAGCUAGAUGAUCCUUUCUUCAAUGUUACAGAAACUAAAAUUAUUUAUACUCCUGGAACAAAAAUGGCAAAAGAAAUAAUGGAGAAAGUAAGAAACAUCUCUGUCUUGAAAGGUAUAAGCACAGAACUAAUGGAAGAUGAAAAAGCCAUGGAAGCCUAUGAGGCACAAAGCGAGGACAAGAAAACCUUGGGGGUUGUCUUCAGUGAUGAAUUUUCCUAUAAACUCAGAUUUCCUUUCUAUGACAUAGUUUCACCAAAUGAGGCUCUUGGACACAUAGAUGCCUGUUACAAUUAUUCAGAAACUUAUUGUAAAAAUCCAAAAUACUGGUUUGAAGGAUUUCUGUCAUUACAGUCUAGCAUUGAUAGUGCUCUUAUAGAACGUACCACCAGCCACUCUGUUUGGGAUGAAAUGAAGUCAAUUAGUGGCAUCCGAAUGAGAUCACCAUCUCUUACAUCUUCAGACCACUUUGCAGACUCUAUUCUCCAUGUGAUUGUAUCCUUAUGCUUUUCUCCACUUACAUAUUUCUUGUCACAUAACGUUUCAAGGGAAAAACGGAAGCUAAAGGAGGUGAUGAAGACAAUGGGGUUAAAAGAUAUGGCAUUCUGGCUGUCCUGGGGUUUACUGUAUGCUGUGUACAUUUUGAUCUUGUCCUGCAUGCUGACAGCUCUUAUACGAGACAUAUAUUUUGCCACAAGCAGCUUCCUUGCACUAUUUCUUCUGUUAUUCCUUUAUGGCAUCUCAUCCAUCCAUUUUUGUUUCAUGAUCAGUUCUCUCCUAAAGAAGCCAAAAUCCACUUCCUUUGUUGUUCUCUUGCUCACCAUAUUUUUUGGAGCCUUCAGCAUUAUUACAUUGUUUAUUAUGAUUCCUGCACCUUUGGAAUGGACUUUGAGCCUCUUCUGCCCUUUUGCAUUUGGUGUUGCACUUACAAAGGUUUCCUUUUACAACAAAUAUGGAAAAGACUUCUAUUUUUCUAACCUCAUGGAAGAAAUACACUUUUAUGUCCUGCUCUUUGACACUGUUUUAUAUAUGCUGCUGGCUAUUUAUUUUGACAAGGUCUUGCCUGACAAAUAUGGAGUGCCUUAUCCUCCGUUGUUUUUCCUAAAGAAGUCAUACUGGUUUAAAUCAAGAAGUGGCUAUAGUCGUGACACUCUUACAAAUGAACAAAGUCAUGGUAAUAUCUUUAGUGAUCAUGCUGAAGCUGUGCCUCCAGAAUUUGAUGGGAAGGAAGCCAUCAGACUAAGCAAUAUUAAAAAAACAUACCAAGUGAAGAGCACAAAAACAGAAGCUUUGAGAGGCUUGUUCUUGAAUAUUUAUGAAGGCCAGAUCACUGCAGUGCUUGGUCAUAGUGGAGCUGGAAAAACGACCCUCCUAAACAUUCUCAGUGGACUUUCCAAGCCAUCUGAUGGUUCUGCAGCAAUAUUCAAGUACAAUAUAUCUGAAAGGAACGAUAUGGAACAUAUUAGGCAAAUUUGUGCUAUUUGCCCACAAUUCAACAUUCAAUUUGAACUGCUAACUGUGAAAGAAAACUUAAAGACAUUUGCGAAAAUAAAAGGGGUUUCAUCCAGUGAUAUAGAAAAAGAGGUGCAAAAUAUACUGACCCUCUUGGAUCUCAAUGGCAUUCAAGAUAUCCAAGCGCAUCGUUUAAGUGGUGGACAAAAACGAAAAUUAUCUCUUGCGAUUACCUUCUUAGGAGAGCCUCAGGUCUUAUUAUUAGAUGAGCCAACCGCAGGCCUGGAUCCUUAUUCUAGACAUCAAGUCUGGUCCCUACUGAGUGAGCGCAAAGCAGGUCAGGUGACGCUUUUCACUACUCAGUUCAUGGAUGAAGCCGAUAUUCUUGCUGACCGAAAAGCUUUUAUCUCACAUGGUAGGCUGAAGUGCGUUGGUUCAUCUUUGUUUUUGAAGAAAAGAUGGGGUGUUGGCUAUCACUUAAGGAUGCAGGUAAAUGAGUUUUGUGAUCCUGAGAGAACAACAGCCCUUGUCAAACAAUACAUCCCUGCUGGCAAAUUAUCAGGACAACGUGAAAAUGAGCUGAGUUAUAUAUUGCCAUUAGAAAACGUGAAUAAAUUCCCAGAUCUGUUCCGUGAUGUGGAUCAGCAGACAGACCAAGGGAUUGUUAAUUAUGGGGUUACUGUGACAACUUUGGAAGAUGUCUUCUUGAAACUGGAGGUUGAUGAAACAGUCGAUGAAGAAGAUGAUGGAGUUCUUUAUAGAGAGCAUAUGGAAGGAGGAAAAAGGGGCGCUUCCUCUCCUGAAGAAAUAGAGCAAGAUCUGCUGCUGCUUUCAGACACUGGAAAGGCAACCUUAAGAGGCAAAGAACUCUGGAGACAACAAGUUUGUGCCGUGGCAAGAAUGCACUUCUUAGACUUCAAGCGGGAGCGCAAACUCUGGGGAUCCAUAUUAUUAAUUUCUAUCGUAAUACUAGCACCUCUUGUCAUUCAGUUGAGCACAUAUUCUUUUUGGAUGAACCUGCAUUAUGCUGAGCUGCAUCCUGGUCUUUAUUUUGAGCCAGGAAUGGUAUCUUUCAGGGGAACGUCUGGACUUCUGAUUCUCAAUAAUACAGGCGGAAGCAUUGACAAUUUUAUCCAUGCUGUGAAGAGCCAGAAUAUAUUUGUGGAGACAAUCACUGGCCACAAUGUCAGUGACCACUUUGUACACAAUGGGGCUAUUAAAGUGGCCCUUCAAGACAAGAAAUAUAGAUUCACACUUAUGUGCCACACAGAAGUAAUCAAUUGCUUCCCCGUGCUUGUCAACAUCAUCAGCAAUGCUCUUCUGAAAACAUUAAAUUCCACUGCCCGUAUUCGAGUCUGGAAUCAUGUCUUUGUUAAUAUUCAUCCUGAACUUAUAUGGAUAUAUUUUUCUGCAAUACACAUGCUUGGGAUUCUUCUGUUUUUCCCUGCUUUUCCGGCACACUUUGCAAUGACCAGUGUCCGAUACUACAAGAUAAAAGCUCGAGCUCAGCUGCGGGUCUCGGGUCUCUUUCCUUCUGCAUAUUGGUGUGGACUAGCUCUGGUGGACAUUCCUCUGCAUUGGAUUCUACUCUUGUUCACAUUUGGCUCAUUCUAUCUACUCUUUUUCAGUAUAGUAACAAGUGUCAAUGCCACAAUAGUUUUCUCAUUGGUGUCAUUUGUAUUUGGCUAUGGCAUGUCACUUGUCUUGUUCCUAUAUAUCAUUGCCCUUGUAUUUAGAAAGCAAUCAUAUACCAGUAGUUUUUGGUCAUUCAUCUUCAUCUUGGCACUCGUGUUUUUCUUCAUUAUAAAUAUUAUUGCAAGCCUCCUGGAACAAUUCUAUGUGCAUCAUUUGAUGAACUUCCUGAUUCCGAUAUGUCCAGCAGGAAACAUCUUAUUCAUUUUGUUAGGGAUGAUGCUUUACUCAUCUGCUGAUAUACCCUAUGAGCAACUACUGUUAUCAUCAUCCUUAGCGCCGUUUGUCCAGAGUGUAGCUUUCAUUUUUUUACUUCAAUAUCUGGAGAUGAAAUGCAGCAGGCCAGCUAUGAGAAGAGACCCUGUCUUUUGCAUCGCUACACAGAGAGAGAGAACCCAUCAGUAUCCUGAAGAACGCAGUGAAGAUGUUGACAGAGAUGUUCAAGAUGAAAGGGCAAGAGCUCAAAGUGCACUGAUGUUGGCAAAUCAGGAAGAAAAACCAGUUAUAAUUGUCCACCACCUCCGCAAGGAAUACAAAAACAAGAAGGCUUGUUCGUGCUGCAAGAAGGAGAAGGAGGGGGGGAAAGUGGCCACCAGGAAUGUCUCUUUUUGUGUUAAAAAAGGAGAGGUAUUUGGGCUCUUGGGACCUAACGGGGCUGGCAAAAGCACAACAAUCAGCAUGAUUACAGGAGACACAGAUCUGACUGCUGGACAGGUGCUGAUAAAGGGGGCGGAUGCAGCUGCAAUAGAAGAAAACACUGCUGGGUUCCUAGGCUAUUGUCCCCAGGAGAACGCCCUCUGGCCUAACCUGACCAUGAAAGAACAUCUGGAGAUUUAUGCAGCUGUGAAAGGCAUAAGGAAAGAUGCUGCUGCUAUUGCGAUUGAUCGAAUAGUGCAAGCCCUGCAACUUCAAGGUCAUUUAAAAAAGACAAUCAAGAUAUUAGCUGCUGGAUUAACUAGGAAGUUAUGCUUUGCCCUGAGCAUGGUGGGUAAUCCAACUGUGAUGCUAUUAGAUGAACCAACAACAGGAAUGGAUCCCAAAGGAAAGCGGCAGGUCUGGAAUGCCAUUCACACUGUACUGAAGGAUAAGGACCAAGGAGCCAUUUUGACAACUCACCACAUGGAAGAAGCUGAAGCAGUGUGUGACCGAGUAGCUAUCAUGGUUUCUGGACAGCUCAGGUGCCUUGGUUCUAUUCAGUAUCUGAAAAGCAAAUUUGGCAAAAAUUAUUUGCUGCAGAUAAAAGUAAAGGGAGUAGAGCAAGGCGAUCUUGUGAAUACAGAGAUUCUGAAGAUGUUCCCCCAUGCAGCUCGUCAAGAAAGGAUAUCCACUUUGUUGGUCUACAAGAUACCAAUGCAAGAUGCACUACCUCUCUCAAAAGCCUUUUCCAUGCUGGAAGAUGCUAAACGAAGCUUCAACUUUGAGGAGUACAGUUUUUCUUUAAACACUUUGGAACAGGUUUUCAUAGAUCUUUGUAAAGAGCAAGAGCGAGAAGAUUUUGACAGGCCUCUGGAUACAACUUUUGAAUGGAAACAACUACAGCAGGAUGAGCUUUAAGAUGUUAAUGGCCUAGUCCAAAGAUAUUCCUUACAGAUAUAGAUGCUAACCCAUUUGUAACAAGAGAGAUAUAAGGCAUAUGGGGCAGAACAAAAUGUCUCUGCCAAUUGGAUUUUUUUUUGGGGGGGGGCCCUGCAAAACAAUGAAAAAAGGAUUUGGGGGGUUAACUGGAAAUACAUGGGAUACUUAUUUUUCCCCACAGUGUGGGAGGGUAUCCGAUAAAUGGGUUGUGGCACUCACUUGCUCCAAUCAGACAGGACGUGUUGAAAUUAGAAUUUUUCCCAGGAUGCAAGGGAGAAGGCCCUCCCAGACCUGCCUUGCUUCAGUAAACACGACCGCAAAGGAUCUCUGUCCUAUUCCUGUCUUUUACUACUAAUUGACAGACCCUUUUACUUUCCUCUUUUUUUCUUCUCUCCCCUUUCUCUUUAACAUUCGUUAGGAUGGGAAGGGAAUAGCAAAAACACAUUUUCUGUUUCCUUUCCUCUCAUUUACUAACUUUUACUACCUUAAGGACAAAGUUUCUGUAGACUUCAGAGAACUGAAGGCUUGCACAGACUGAAAGGAGCUUUUCUACUUGUUCUAUCUUCUGUUGUCUCUUGAUUUAAUGUGUAUGUUUCAAAAUAUAGAUUGGUUCCCUUCACAUGCUUCAAUGGUUGGAGGAAUCUGAAGCAAGCAAAAAGAUUUUAGAUUUAUACAUGCCUACAACAUACAGGGGCAUUGCAUACAAAAUUGUUCUGUUGGUAUCUUAAUGAACUAAAAAAAAAAAAGAUCAACGUCUUAGUUUGAUUAGUUUGGCCUGGCCUUCCAGGGUUUUAAAAUGGUUGUAAAGGGUUUUUAAUGUACCUGCUUUUCAGGGUUUAUAAAUUGUUUUAUUGUUUAAUUGUUUUAUGGUAUUUUAUAUUUUUAAUUAUUGAUUGUUUUUAACUGUCUUUGUUUUAUUUGUAAACCGCCCUGAGCCAAUUUUGGAAGGGUGGUAUAAAAAUUGAAUGAAUGAAUGCAUGCAUGAAUGAAUAAAUAAAUAAAUAAAACAAUGGUUAUAAAUAUA